AGUCCUUCGGGUCUCUGAGGCAGGCAGCUAAAGAUAAACAGGUCAAAUCAAACCAUCAUCAACUAGCCAACACCCCCUGUUUUCCAACCCCGUUUCUUACAAUUAUCCGCAGAACCCCACAUGAGAUUAUUAUAUUCUAAUCCCUCUUCAUAGGAAAUCGUUUAUCUUUUUCUGUUUCAAUUAAUGAUCAACGCCAGUCAUGGUUUAUGUUGAAACUCAGAUAGGAGAGGCCAACUCUUGCUCUUUCAGGCGUUGAAACCAGUUUGAAGGGUUGAAUUAGUGGUGAUCUUCUCGUUUUAAUCGGAGUUUCCGUUUACAGGGCAGUGAUGCCAGGCCCAGGUCCACACAUGAUGUAUGCGAUGGGAUCGGCGCUGGGAUUUAUGCGAGUUUCUAACGGUCGGUUCAACGCCCACCACGGGUUAACUUACACCAUCAACGCCUUCUUCGGUCCCGACAUUGGUCCCUUCUUCGAAUGGGUCGGUUCCUUCUUCUCUGACUCGUUCGGCUCCGCUAUAGCCAAAGCCAUUCACCACCCUUUUUAUUAUUUCUUGAUUCUCGGCUUCCCUAUGUGUGUUCUUUAUUCUUGGCUCUCCAGGUUUUUGCUACUUGGAGGACUUCUUGAUUCGGAUUCUGGGGUGCCCCUGUCAAGGAGGCAGUGCUUAUUGUUGGUCUGCGCUGGUUCUUUAUCUCACUUUUUCCUUGACCAUUUAUUUGAGGUAAAGUUUGGAGUUUGAUAUGGUUUGUGAUUGACUAUAGUUGUCUUUCUUUUUUAUUGAAUAAUUGGUUUUCAUUUGCCUUGGACAAAAGUAAACCUAACCACGG
Mangifera indica (mango) is the source of this 822-nucleotide messenger RNA. RefSeq lists its product as uncharacterized. The transcript has 2 exons. The coding region runs from base 327 to 734 and encodes 135 amino acids. The record is from RefSeq and is a predicted model, not a curated record. Lineage: Eukaryota; Viridiplantae; Streptophyta; Magnoliopsida; Sapindales; Anacardiaceae.